CCUCCAGUACCGAGCAGCUGAUUUCCUCCCGAGCAGAGCGGCAGCAGCAGCAGCAGCAGCGGGGAGGUGAACGCAGCGUCCCCGGGUCUUCACAGCGCGGUGCGGAUCCCCCGCCGGACACACGCCGCGGCCCGGCGUGCUCAGCAGCCCGCCGCGAGGCUCCGCAGAGCGGCCACGGUCCGCCGCAGCAGCCGCCGCUGCCCGCCGCCCGCUGCGCCGCUUGUUUAUGUGCGAUGAGCGGGAGCAGGGCCGGAGCUCCGCCGCUGUAGGAGAGCAGCAGCGGGUCGGAUGAUCCCACCGCGACGGUUCAAGGCUCCAGAAUGAGCAGGGGCAUCACUCCUUCACCACAGACCCCCGCCUCCUCCUCCUCCUCCUCUUCCUCCUCUUCCUCCUCUUCCUCCCCCGGAUCCUCCGCCUGACUCGCUGGCCGUCUCUGCGUUAAUCCAAUUCGGGAGAUCAUCUGUUCAGCCCUCGCCCCGGUUCCUCCAUCAACACGGCGCUCUCUCAGAAAGCCAGCUCCGUGGCGGUGAAGAUGACCACGGCACGGUACCGCCCCACGUGGGAGCUGGCCGUGGACCCCCUGGUCUCCUGUAAGCUGUGCCUUGGCGAGUUCCCUCUGGAGCAGAUGACCACCAUCACACAGUGCCAAUGUGUCUUCUGUACACUGUGCCUGAAGCAGUACGUGGAACUCCUGAUCAAAGAAGGCCUGGAGACGGCCAUCAGCUGUCCGGACUCCGCCUGUCCCAAGAGAGGACACCUGCAGGAGAGCGAGAUCGAGUGCAUGGUGGCCGCGGAGAUGAUGCAGAGAUACAAGAAGCUGCAGUUUGAGCGCGAGGUGCUGCUGGACCCGUGCCGGACCUGGUGCCCGUCGUCCAGCUGCCAGGCGGUGUGCCAGCUGCAGGAGGCCGACGCCGCCGCCGCCCUGCCGCAGCUGGUGCAGUGCGCCGUCUGCGCCCUGGAGUUCUGCUCCGCCUGCAAGGCCAGCUGGCACCCGGGCCAGCCCUGCCCCGAGAGCAGCCCGCCCGCCUCCUUCCUGCCCGGGGAGAACAGCUCCUUCUACAAGAGCGAGGAGGACGACGCGCCCAUCAAGCGCUGCCCCAAGUGCAAGGUGUACAUCGAGCGCGACGAGGGCUGCGCCCAGAUGAUGUGCAAGAACUGCAAACACGCCUUCUGCUGGUACUGCCUGGAGUCGCUGGACGAUGACUUCCUCUUGAUCCACUAUGACAAAGGGCCGUGUCGGAACAAGCUGGGACACUCCAGGGCCUCCGUCAUCUGGCACCGAACACAGGUCGUGGGGGAUCUUCGCCGGCUUCGGCUGCUCCUGCUGGUCGCCUCCCCCUUCCUCCUCCUGGCCACGCCCAUCGUCCUCUGCUGCAAGUGCAAGUGCAGCAAAGGCGACGACGACCCGCUGCCCCACCUAGACGCCCCCCCCGCCCCCCACCCCCACCGGGAGGCGCUUCAGGACGGCCGUCUUCAUUUGCCCCUCCACCCCCCCGCCCAGCCCACAUCGCCCCCCACCUGCUUCUGGAGCUUCGUUUCCUGGCCCGUGCCGCUCGGGGCUCCAUCGCCCUGCAUGGAGGGGGCCUGAGGAGGGCCGGAGGGGGCGGAGCCUCCGUCCUUCAGAUGGAGCUGUACUUCCUGGUCCCCCCCCCCCCCCCCCCCCCCCCCCGCCCCGUCUGU
This is a messenger RNA of Salarias fasciatus (jewelled blenny), 1680 nucleotides long. RefSeq names its product ring finger protein 144ab (gene rnf144ab). The record is from RefSeq and is a predicted model, not a curated record. Gene Ontology annotation, biological process: protein ubiquitination. NCBI's taxonomy places the organism in Eukaryota, Metazoa, Chordata, Actinopteri, Blenniiformes, Blenniidae. Gene Ontology annotation, molecular function: zinc ion binding; ubiquitin-protein transferase activity. The coding region runs from base 533 to 1588 and encodes 351 amino acids. The transcript has 8 exons.